CUUUGCCGACUUAAAGAUGCAGUCGCUGGUUUCCGUUUUUCUGCUUUUGACAGUGACUGCAUUCACUGGAGAGCUAUUAGGCAGCGAAAGUGAAAUAUUAAAAUACAUAAAGGUCAGAGAGUGCAUUGAUCGACUGCACAUGGAUAACGCAAAUCUGACCGUGGUUGUGGAGUGCCUGGCGAGGUUUGGCAGUCAGAGGGCUUACUUCGAGCACACGUUGUGGAAGAUAGACUUGGUGCAGCGCCGUCUGCAGGGUCUGGCGAACAUUAUAUCGGAUAAUCCAUAUGUAUAUGUACCGUCGCCCUAUAAGAAAAUCGACGAUGUGCUGAAAAUCAAGGGCAGCGUUGCUGGCUAUAGCUGCCAGCAGAAGUUGUUUGUGGUGCAGGCCAUACGCAGAAAGCUGGAGCAAGUGUAUAUGAUGAACGGCAUUGAGAGCACCCUGUUUAAGUGGCCCUUCAAACGAAAGAGACCAGAUAUAGACAUUAAGCAGGAACGAACCCCUAAUGACUACCCUGAGCUCCAAGAUAAUGGUGCUGAUUAUCCGGAGUUGACCUGCCUCAUACGUCUGGCCAUCGGUAAUAUGUCGGGGCAUACGCCUUAGCAUUGCAAUUGAAUAUACUUCUUGAGUGAAUACGAGAAAAACAA
Drosophila mojavensis is the source of this 645-nucleotide messenger RNA. RefSeq lists its product as uncharacterized. Lineage: Eukaryota; Metazoa; Arthropoda; Insecta; Diptera; Drosophilidae. The transcript has a single exon. Bases 17 to 601 code for a protein of 194 amino acids. The record is from RefSeq and is a predicted model, not a curated record.